Molecule: messenger RNA, 1526 nt
Organism: Triticum dicoccoides
Lineage: Eukaryota; Viridiplantae; Streptophyta; Magnoliopsida; Poales; Poaceae
Exons: 9
Coding region: 31-1176 (381 amino acids)
Biological process (GO): DNA-templated transcription
Molecular function (GO): chromatin binding
Source: RefSeq, a predicted model, not a curated record
GGCAACAUCUACAAGCUCGAGGAUUCGGCGAUGUUCUCGCCUGAUCUGGAGAACGACAAGCCCUAUGUCGGCAUCAUCAAGGGUAUAAUUGAAGUUGAUGGGAGCUUAUCCGUAAGUGCUCAGUGGUUUUAUAGACCAGAAGAAGCCGAGAAAGAGGGUGGUGACCCAAGGGAGUUAUUUUAUAGUUUUCAUAUUGAUGAAGUGCCAGCAGAGUCAGUUAUGCACAUGUGUGUGGUCCAUUUCAUUCCUGAGCACAAGCAGGUGCCAAGUAAAAAGGAACACCCUGGAUUCAUUGUCCAACAGGUGUAUGACCACAGAGAGGAGAAGAUGUAUAAAAUAACGGAUAAGGACUAUGAGGAUGACAAGCAGCAUCAGAUUGAUCUCCUUAUUAUGAAAACAAUAGACCGUAUUGGGAGGCUUCCAGAUCGUGAUCCUGAAGAUAUACCUGGUGACAACACUGAUAAAUUAUCAAGACGAGGCUUGCGGAAGAGACCUCUGAAGCCUAAAGAUGUUCCAAGAGAUGCUUCUACAGGCAUAUCUGAGCAAUUCAGAAGAGAAGAUACACCCGUGAAUGAUAAUCUGAAGUAUUUUGCCAUCCUUGUCAGACAUGAAGUGAUUACUGGUAACCAGUAUCGUGAUUGGUGGCUUGAUAAAUUUGUAGACACUAUUCUGGCACUCCCUCAUUCAAGAAAUGAUAAUGAAAAUUCUUAUGCACCUAAUGAGGUUGUUCCAAUAGUAGCCUCCUUAGAAAGAUCAACGUUUGAAGCUCUUCAUGCAGACUACCAUAAGUAUAACCAGAAAAUGAGAACAUUAUUGUUCAAUAUCAAGAAAAGCUCUGUACUGUGCAAGCGACUAAUGGACAAGGCGCUUGAUCCUCCGGUUCUGUUAACGAUGACCCCUGACGAACUAAAGGCUGGGUUGACACCAGCAGAGAUAGCGUCUGAAUCAGAAGAAUCAAGGCAGCUGCAGAUGACUGAGGCCCGGUGUAGAAGAUGCACAGAAAAGAAAGUAGGCAUACUUGAUAUCAUUCAUGCCAGCCGUGGAGAUCGCUAUCAGGAAUUAGAGACUUCCCUAAAGCUCAAUUGUUGCAAAGGAUAUUUCAAAGGGUAUUGCUCACAAAGGUCGAAUGUAUUGCCUGCGGAUACACAUCAUUUGCGUCCAGAGAUGACAUCUUAAGAAAUGGCUAGCGAGAUCAGGCGAUCAGCCAGACAAGAAGCCUGCUACUGAUGCUCGCAAUGAGAACACGGAGGCUUACAUGGAGAGGCAGACCAUAGUCUAACAUGCGAAGCGGGAUGAACCCUCCCUGCGCCUGCAACUAAUCAUGGGUCGUGAUAUGUAGAAUGACCAUUCACAAAAAAAAAGAUAUGUAGGAUGACAUCAGUGUUAGGCGCCUGUUGAUGCUUGAAAAUGGCAUGAUCGCAAAAAGUUACUUGAGGUUGUAGCAAGAUAAGGUCAAAUUCAUGAUUUCAUGUCACCAUUGGAUGACUCUUCAAGCCGGUCAAAAUAGAUAUAGAGAUGGUCCAAAA